Spizellomyces punctatus DAOM BR117 is the source of this 1188-nucleotide messenger RNA. RefSeq lists its product as uncharacterized. The coding region runs from base 1 to 1188 and encodes 395 amino acids. NCBI's taxonomy places the organism in Eukaryota, Fungi, Chytridiomycota, Chytridiomycetes, Spizellomycetales, Spizellomycetaceae. The record is from RefSeq and is a predicted model, not a curated record. The transcript is spliced from 2 exons.
AUGGCCACUAUCCACAGCAUAUGCCUCGGGAAGCUCAAGGACUUGCAAAUAAUACGGCAAUCGGUGCCAGAGUGGGAUGGCCCAGUUGAUGCAAGGAUAUUUCAGGAAGACGAGGUGGACGAUAACACUCAAAACCCUGGGCCACUGAUGGGAGCGGACGACGACCACUUGGAUACUGCGUCCCAGAGACGGCCGUCCUCUGGUCGUCGAGGUAUAAGUACUCCUCAGACUCGUCGUCCUUCGUCUACCCCAAGCGCAACCACCCCGCUCGCACCUCCUCCAGCCCUAAUAACCCACUUGAACCAUGAUGCAUGUGAAACCAUUCUAUUGACGUCCAAAGACGACCCAUCCCUCCCUGCUCUGAUAGUACGUCUUACGGACUUUGUUCCCGUCAAAUUAAGUAAACAGGAUGGCGAAAUUAUGCAAAGAAAAUUACGCAGAAAAAGAGGGCAUGAUGAAAUUACCUGGCCGGAAACCGAUAUUUCACGAUGUCCUGCUUGUAUGCACGACGUUGAACGAGGAUACCUAGUGUAUGAGAGGCUUCUAGCUGUCAUGGAAGAUAAGUACCAAGGCUUGGCCUUUCGGUUGGUUCCCCGAGCCAUGUGCACGUCUUGCCAUGACCGGUUGUUCACUCAACUCAAGGAAGCUCAGCCUCCUUCACGAUCUUCUUUACUAUCAACGGGCGGGUUACGUCCCCUGGCUGAUGUUUGGAAUGAUCCCGAUACCAAAGCAUUUGUUUGUUCAUAUUCCCAUCACUGGUUUGCCACCCUCUCGCGAAUGAGCCAAAAACGAGUACGAAGGCUUGAGGAUGAAGACGGACGGUAUCAUCUGCAGUCAGCAUCUUCGCACAACGAUCAUGUUGGUGGAGAGGAAGGGUCACGACACACUGCUCCAUCAUCCCCUGCAAUGUCCUCAGACUCAAAUAUACCACGCAUUCGCGUUGAUUCCGGAGACGACAGAUUAAGAAUCGGCUGGACAAUUUGUUUCGGUAUUUGCAGUCGAUGUCGCAAACCUUGCAAGUGGAAAUGCAGCCGGUGCUGGUCAGCGUACUACUGUGGCCGAGCAUGCCAAAAGAAAGAUUGGCCUGUCCAUCGCAGCACGUGCCAUGAAAGAAUGGCCGUACAGGGCGAGACAGAGUCAAACGAUAUUGUUCGCGGCGACGAGUCUACCGAGACGGAAACUGUGUAA